CAGAGACUUGUUGCUAGCUCUCCGCCCAUGGAGCGGCCGAGGACAUCGACAUCCCGCUGGAGGGCCCCUUUCCCCCCGCCUGAGCCGCCUUUGGGGCUUGGUUGUGGAACCUCUUCUGCGGAUGCACUCCGGAGCUUGGAGCGGAUGUGGCGGUGGCAGGAGCUGCAGCUCAAUGAGGAGCUGCAGCGGAUGCACCGGCGGCACUAUCAGGAGAUCAGUGCAGCCUAUGGGAGGCUGAUGCAAAGAUGCGAACACCAGCAGCAUCUCUCAUCGCUGGCGACCAGGCACUUGGAGGCUUUGCAGCAGUUUCAACAACAGCAGCUCCAGCAGCAGCAGCUGCUUUGGCUGCGGCACUCCGAAGCCAGAGAGUUCCUACUCCGGUGUCUCUAUCCUCAAGAGGUCGAGAUGCUGGAGCCUGGCUCUUAUGAAGAUUUUGAAGGCUGAGCGAAGCCCGGCCCCACAUUUUCCCACGCAAGGGCCCAUCAUCUGGGCAGACGCGUUUCGCCGUGGGGUUGCUCGUGUUGGCAUGCUCAACACAGUUACAUGUUGGGCUUCGUGCUCGCCUUUGCGCGAUGUCAAGUAUCAAGUAUCAAAUGAAUAUAUCUCCUGGCA
This is a messenger RNA of Effrenium voratum, 612 nucleotides long. NCBI's taxonomy places the organism in Eukaryota, Dinophyceae, Suessiales, Symbiodiniaceae. The record is from the annotation of a GenBank genome assembly.